AUGUCUCAAGAUGACUAUAAAAUAUCUGAAGAUUUAUUUCAAGUUAAUACAAUUAGUGAAAACUUAACUCAAGAAAGUUCUAAUUUAUUAUCAGAAAGAUUGCCUCAAGAAAGUUUCAAUGUAUUAUUAGAAGGAUCAUCUCAAGAUAUAGAUCUUGAUGAUUUAAAUACUGUGUUUGAUGAUAAUUUAGAUUUACAAGAAGAUAUCGAAUUUAUUGAUGAGCCAGAAAUAUUAGAUAUUGAAAUGGAAAAAAAAUAA
Cetraspora pellucida is the source of this 258-nucleotide messenger RNA. The record is from the annotation of a GenBank genome assembly. NCBI's taxonomy places the organism in Eukaryota, Fungi, Glomeromycota, Glomeromycetes, Diversisporales, Gigasporaceae.